Messenger RNA from Nannospalax galili (Upper Galilee mountains blind mole rat), 12720 nucleotides. RefSeq names its product dynein axonemal heavy chain 7 (gene Dnah7). The record is from RefSeq and is a predicted model, not a curated record. The transcript is spliced from 65 exons. Bases 458 to 12532 code for a protein of 4024 amino acids. Gene Ontology annotation, biological process: microtubule-based movement. Gene Ontology annotation, cellular component: dynein complex. Gene Ontology annotation, molecular function: calcium ion binding; minus-end-directed microtubule motor activity; ATP hydrolysis activity. NCBI's taxonomy places the organism in Eukaryota, Metazoa, Chordata, Mammalia, Rodentia, Spalacidae.
GUUGACUGGCUUGAGUGUCUUCUCAUUACUCUGCUUGUCCACACCAGCAAUGAAAUUUGUGAUCAUUUCAUGCCACGGGUCCUCAGACCUAGGGGUAGACAAAGCUAAAUGAAGGGUUAAGACCGAGGUCCAUGAGCACCCAGCUCAGUUGGACAGCGCAGAUGCUUGCCCAGGGUGUUCAACGUCACCGAGGCCCUGAAGAGCGCCCCCUGCUGGACCGCACCGACAAUUCCAGGCCCGAUUCCCCAGCUUCGGAUGACCGAAGUGGAACCUCCUAGCUUGUUGCUUAGCAACGAAUGCUACAGGGACGCUAGAGCUCCCUGUUCAGAGCGAGCACAGGCUCAGCGAGCUGAGAGCGCCAAUCCGCAGCGGACCUUGUGUCUCUGGUCUCCAGACCCCGGGUGUCCCGCAGCAGCGACCCGGGGCGCCGUGCGCGACCCGGCCAGACCUCGCCGCCAUGAGCAGCGAGCAGGAUAAAGUAUCUGGUAAAGAAAAAUCCAAGACCCCAGUGAGAUUCCUACCACAGUUGUCUAUGGACAAACCAGCCAGCAAAGAAAAACCCAAACUACCAGCAAGAGUUUUACCACAAUUAACUACGACAGGAAUUAAGCCCCAGUGGCAGCAGGCGGCUCCUUCAUUCCAUUUGUCUCUAAAACAGGAUGACCAGAUUCCAGAACCCUUUAGUGUUAAAAAUGAGCAGUCAUAUGCUGAAUACCUACAGCACUUUGGAAGAAAAGGCAAAUUAUUGGACCAAAUUGAAGACAACCGUGCUGGACCAUCUACUUCCAAAUCAAAGGCCAAAUCUCCACAAAAAGAACGAGAAAACUUCAGAAGCACUCUUGUGAAUGUCAUCAUGCAACAAGUUGAUGGUUUAGACUCAGCUGUUACCAAUGAAAACGUGAUUUCAAGAAUGACCACUUCUGCAAUAGAGAAAGACAUUUUGAAGUAUUAUUAUUAUAUUCACCAUGGAAUUGAUACAGAUCACAUAGCCCCAAUGGAGGAUUCUUGGCUAGAACAUGUGUUGGAUUUAGUUCCACAGCAUCUGAAAGCCCUCACUGACAGCAUAAUGCUGCUCUCAGAUGAGAUGAGACAAGAUUAUCUUCUCAGUAUAAAGAAAUCCAUAGUUGAUUUUGUUUUAAAAGACCCGAGAGAAAAAGAUGAUGAUACAAAGGCAAGCAAGCUUCCACCUCAUCGUGCUGAAAUGGAAGUUCUUCCAAAACCUUGGCGAAAAUCUUUCUUAUCUGCGUAUAAUUAUAUUAGGGAUCACUUGAAUGCCAUGAACCCUACGAUGCUGGCUGUGCUAGAUUUGUGGCACAGCACUUUUAAAAAACUACGUUUAGUUGACAUAGAAGAAUUUCAUAACUGCCAGGAUGCCCUGGAGCUGGCAGGCUUUCAGAACAUUGUCAUUAGACACAUGGAAUCUGCCAAGGACACUCUGCUUAAAACGUGGUUUCCAGAAGUGCAGAAUAUUUAUUACCAAGGUAAUAAAAAAAAGCAAUUGCCAACUGGUGACAGCAGUGCCAAAUUGGAGUCUUUUUUCAAUUGUGCUGCUACCCUCAUGACUCUACAGCUUCAGGACCUCACUUUGGUCUCCAUGCAAGAUUUCACAGACUUAAUUGCACAACCCCCAGACUCUGUUAGAGCUUUUGAACAUCCAGGUUUCAUCAUGAGGUUGAUUCUUGAAAAUAAUGCCAUUAAAUUUGAACCUGAGUUUUCUGACUACAUAGAUAUCCUUGUAAAUGUUUAUGAAAUCAUGAUUAAGGCUGUCAGUUUUGUGCCGAGAGUUGAGACAAAAUUGUAUUCCAAGUGGGAAAGUAAGUCUAAGCCAACAACCCUGAAGCCCAUAAUUCUGAAUGAGAUUGUAGAAGCUCACAAACAAAAGAUUAGGGAGGUGGUUCUAAAAGAGAGCAUAGCGCCUAAUGAGCACCUCACACUCUAUGACAAGUACCAGUUUUUGGUUACUAAAAAAGCUGAGCGGGAUGUUGACAAAUUCCUUGCAGAAAAUCCAAGUUAUGAGAAACUAAAAGAGGAAAUUCUCAAAUACCAGAAACUAACAGAGGAAAUACAGUAUACAUCUCCAAAGACUGUUCGUUUAGGAAUGUUUGAAAUACACUGUGAGGACUUGAUCAGAGCUUUGGUUAAGAGAGCAGAUGUCAUUACUGGGAGGCUUAUAGCUAAAAUGUUCCAAGACCAUCAGGAUGUAAAUACAAGAUUAUGUGAAGAGUUUGAGAAGAUAGCUGAGAAAGCUCUUAGCACUCCUCUGAAUACAGCAGAGCUCAUGGAAAUGAAGGCUCACAUUCAGAAAGUGGAGUCAACGGGCAUGGUUGAACUGGGACAGAGAUUAGUGGAUUCUAAGAACUGCCUGGCCUUCCUCAUUGAGCAUGUUAACUUUUCUUCUGCAGACAUAAGACUAAAUAAUAGUGUUUUCCAGUGGUAUGCCAGAAUGGGAGGAAUUUUUGAAGAACACAGGAAAAUCAUUAAAGAUAAAACAGAACAAUAUCAAGAAGGCCUUAAGUUACGAUGUGAACGGUUCGUGGAGGAACUGGAGAGUUAUGCUAAACAGGCAGAAGAAUUUCAUACAUUUGGGGACCUGCAGGAUGUCCAGAGGUAUCUGAAGAAGGCUCAGAUAUUGAAUAGCAAGCUGGAUGCUGCAGCAGACAAGAUCGAGCAGUUUAAUGCUGAAGAGGAAGCAUUUGGCUGGAUCCCAUCAGUGUAUCCGCAACAUAAAAAAAUCCAAGAUGGUUUGAACCCUUAUCUCCGUCUCUAUGAAACUGCCGUAGAGUUUAGUGGCAAACAUAGAGGGUGGACAGAAGGACCAUAUCACAAGAUGAACCCAGACCAAGUAGAAGCAGAUGUUGGAAAUUACUGGAGGGGAUUAUAUAAACUGGAGAAAGGCUUCUAUGAUUCUCCAAAUGCAUUGGCAAUGACGAAGAAAAUAAGGUCAAGGGUGGAAGAAUUCAAGCAGUACAUUCCACUCAUCCAGGUGAUCUGUAAUCCUGGUUUGCGCCCCAGGCACUGGGAGGCCAUGUCAGCCAUUGUUGGCUACCCCCUGCAACCAGCAGAGGACUCCACUGUCUUCUCCUUUAUAGAAAUGAAUCUGGGGCCAUAUUUAGACAGAUUUGAAGGCAUCAGUGAAGCAGCUAGCAAAGAAUAUUCUCUUGAAAAGGCCCUGAAUAAGAUGAUUACUGAAUGGGAUUCAAUGGAAUUCAACGUUCUUCCUUACAGAGAGAGUGGAACUUUUAUUUUGUCAUCAGUUGAUGAAAUUCAGAUGUUGCUGGAUGAUCACAUUAUCAAAACACAAACUAUGCGAGGAUCUCCUUUCAUCAAGCCUUAUGAAAAACAAAUAAGAGAAUGGGAGGGCAAGCUGCUGCUGCUGCAGGAGAUCCUGGACGAAUGGCUCAAGGUCCAAGCCACCUGGCUCUAUCUAGAACCUAUUUUCAGCUCUCCCGACAUCAUGUCACAAAUGCCUGAAGAGGGCAGGCGAUUUGCUGCCGUGGAUAAAACCUGGAGAGAUAUACUGAAAGCUGUUGUACAAAAUAAACAUGUUCUUGUGGUUGUGAUUAUUGAGAGAAUGCUGGAGAGGCUGAAAAAAUCAAAUGAACUUUUGGAACUCAUUCUUAAAGGGCUUAAUGAAUAUUUGGAAAAGAAGCGUCUCUUCUUCCCCAGGUUUUUUUUCUUGUCAAAUGAUGAACUUCUUGAGAUAUUAUCUGAGACUAAAGAUCCCACUAGAGUUCAACCUCAUUUGAAGAAAUGUUUUGAAGGAAUUGCAAAGGUAGAAUUUACAGAAACUUUAGACAUUACACAUAUGAAGAGCAGUGAAGGAGAAGUUGUGGAACUCAUAGAGACCAUUUCAACAGCCAGAGCCAGAGGUCAAGUGGAGAAGUGGUUGGUUGAGUUAGAGAGAAUUAUGAUUAACUCCAUCCAUAAGGUGAUUAGAGAUGCAAUUGCUGCUUAUACAAAAAAUGAAAGAAUUAAUUGGGUAAGAGAUUGGCCUGGACAGACUGUUCUCUGUGUAUCUCAAACCUUUUGGACAUCAGAAGUUCAAACUGCUAUACCAAAGGGGUUAAAGGCUCUUGAGGAAUACUUGGACCAAUGUAACAAUCAAAUUGAUGAUAUUGUCACUUUGGUGCGUGGCAAACUGUCCAAGCAGAACCGUGUCACUCUGGGAGCCCUUGUGGUCUUGGAUGUACAUGCUAGAGAUGUUCUUGCAAGUCUUGUGAGAAAGGACAUUAGUGACGACUCCGACUUUGAAUGGUUAAGUCAGCUUAGGUACUAUUGGCAAGAAAAUCAUUUAGAAACAAAGAUGAUCAGUGCUGGUUUGCGAUACGGCUAUGAAUAUCUGGGCAAUUCCCCUAGACUGGUUAUAACACCACUCACGGAUCGAUGCUACAGGACCCUAUUUGGAGCCCUUCACCUGCACCUUGGAGGAGCACCUGAAGGUCCAGCUGGCACCGGAAAGACAGAAACUACCAAGGACUUAGCAAAAGCUGUAGCCAAACAAUGCAUUGUUUUCAACUGCUCUGAUGGGCUGGAUUAUUUGGCUUUAGGAAAAUUCUUUAAGGGACUGUUAUCUUGUGGCGCCUGGGCUUGCUUUGAUGAGUUUAACAGAAUUGAUUUGGAAGUACUUUCCGUGGUUGCUCAACAAAUCCUUACUAUCCAAAGAGGUAUUAAUGCAGGCACUAAAAUACUAGUGUUUGAAGGAACCGAACUAAAACUUGACCCCACAUGUGCUGUCUUUAUUACAAUGAACCCUGGGUAUGCUGGGCGGUCAGAGCUGCCAGAUAAUCUGAAGGCUCUCUUUCGGACGGUAGCGAUGAUGGUCCCUGACUACGCCAUGAUUGCAGAGAUAGUCCUGUACUCCUGCGGCUUUGUCACUGCUCGUCCGCUGUCAGUAAAAAUUGUGGCUACCUAUCGCCUGUGCUCAGAGCAGCUGUCCUCUCAACAUCACUACGACUAUGGAAUGCGUGCCGUCAAGUCUGUACUCACAGCUGCUGGGAAUCUAAAGCUGAAAUAUCCAAAUGAAAAUGAAGAAAUUUUGCUACUUAGAUCUAUUAUUGAUGUAAAUCUGCCAAAGUUUUUAUCCCAUGAUUUACCACUCUUUGAGGGAAUUACAUCAGAUUUGUUUCCUGGGGUAAAAUUACCAAAACCAGAUUAUAAUGACUUGCUGACAGCUAUCAAAGACAACUGUGUUUCCAUGAAUUUGCAAAUGACCUCAUUCUUUUCUGAGAAAAUCCUUCAGAUAUAUGAAAUGAUGAUUGUGCGUCAUGGUUUUAUGAUUGUUGGAGAACCAUUUGGAGGGAAAACCAGUGCAUACCGUGUUUUAGCUGGAGCAUUAGGUGACAUAUGUGAAAAGGGGCUAAUGGAAGAAAACAAGGUUCAAAUAACUGUUUUAAACCCCAAGUCUGUGACCAUGGGCCAGUUAUAUGGACAGUUUGAUUUAGUGUCCCACGAGUGGUCUGAUGGAGUCCUUGCUGUCAGCUUUAGAGCAUUUGCAUCUUCCUCGACUCCAGAUAGGAAGUGGCUAGUUUUUGAUGGGCCAGUGGAUGCCGUGUGGAUUGAGAACAUGAACACAGUGCUGGAUGACAACAAGAAACUGUGUCUGAUGAGUGGGGAGAUUAUUCAGAUGUCACCACAAAUGAAUCUGAUUUUUGAACCAAUGGAUUUAGAAGUUGCAUCUCCUGCCACUGUUUCCCGAUGUGGCAUGAUUUACAUGGAGCCCCACAUGCUGGGCUGGAGACCACUUAUGGUGUCGUGGGUAAAUGUUUUACCACCAUCAGUCAGUGUCAUUCAGAAAGAGUUCAUAGAAGGCUUAUUUGACAGAAUGGUCCCUGUUUCUGUUGAAUUUAUUAGAAGGCAUACAAAGGAACUAUCUCCUACUUCAGAUACAAACUUGGUCCGAUCCUUAAUGAAUCUGAUAGAUUGUUUUAUGGAUGACUUUGCUGAUGAAGUCAAACAAAGAGAAAGAAAUGAUCGUGAAACUUUCUCUUUACUUGAGGGCAUUUUUCUGUUUUCGUUGAUCUGGUCUAUUGGUGCUUCUUGUACAGAUGAAGAUCGACUGAAAUUUAGUAAGAUUCUUCGAGAGCUAAUGGAAGGUCCAAUUUCAGACCUAACUCGAAAUAAGUUUAAAUUGCAAAGUGGUACUGAACAAACAUCCACAAAGUCAUUAACUGUGCCAUUUCCUGAAAAGGGAACAAUUUACGAUUAUCAGUUUAUCCCUGAGGGAAUAGGAAGAUGGGAACCAUGGAUAAAGAAAUUAGGAGAUGCUCCUCCAAUUCCCAAAGACGUGCUGUUUAAUGAAAUCAUCGUGCCAACUCUGGAUACAGUUCGAUAUUCUGCUCUGAUGAAUUUGCUUACCACUCAUCAGAAACCUUCAAUCUUUGUAGGACCAACAGGAACUGGAAAGAGUGUCUACAUCAUCAAUUUUCUUCUAAAUCAACUCAAUAAGGAGAUCUACAAACCUCUGAUAAUUAACUUCUCAGCACAAACUACAGCAGCCCAAACUCAGAAUAUUAUUAUGUCAAAACUGGACAAAAGAAGAAAGGGUGUUUUUGGUCCUCCUUUGGGCAAGAGGAUGGUUGUCUUUGUAGACGAUGUCAAUAUGCCUGCUCUGGAGGUCUAUGGGGCUCAACCUCCCAUUGAGUUGCUUAGACAGUGGUUAGAUCACUGGAAUUGGUACGACCUCAAAGAUUGUUCUGUGAUUAAACUAGUGGACAUCCAGAUCAUGUGUGCUAUGGGACCUCCAGGUGGCGGCCGAAAUCCAAUAACUCCUCGCUAUAUGAGACAUUUUAAUAUUAUAACAAUCAAUGAAUUCAGUGAUAAAUCCAUGUUUACAAUCUUCUCUAAAAUCCUAACCUGGCACUUAAGAACCUGUUUUAAGUUUCCAGAUGAUUUUCUAGAUUUGACCACACAAAUUGUGAAUGGCACAAUGACUCUGUACAAAGAUGCCAUGAAGAAUCUCCUGCCUACUCCUGCCAAAUCCCACUACUUGUUCAACCUUCGUGACUUCUCCCGUGUCAUUCAGGGUGUUUGUUUGUCAAGACCAGAAACAGCAGAAAACAAAGAAGCGAUCAAACGUCUCUGGGUUCAUGAGGUCCUCAGAGUGUACUAUGAUCGCCUGCUGGAUAAUGCGGACAGAAGCUGGCUUAUUAACUACAUACAAGAGAUCCUGAAAAAUUACAUGCAAGAAGAUUUUCAUGACCUUUUUCAAAACUUGGACUUCGAUAACGAUGGAAAAGUAGAUGAGGAUGAUUUAAGAAGUUUAAUGUUUUGUGAUUUCCAUGACCCCAGGAGGGAAGACACCAGCUACAGGGAAAUCAAAGAUGUAGAUAAUCUCCGAGUGAUUGUAGAAGGUCACCUAGAAGAAUAUAACAACGUGAGCAAGAAACCCAUGAAUCUGGUCCUGUUCCGGUUUGCAAUCGAACACAUCAGCAGAAUCUCUCGGAUCUUGAAGCAGCCGCGAAGCCAUGCACUCCUGGUUGGUGUUGGUGGGAGCGGAAGGCAGUCUGUCACCAGAUUAGCUGCACACAUGGCUGAUUAUUCCGUUUUCCAGGUUGAAAUCUCCAAGGGCUACGGUAGCCACGAGUGGCACGAAGAUUUAAAGGUGAUCUUGAGGAAAUGCUCUGAAGGCGAAAUGCAGGGGGUCUUUCUGUUCACAGACACUCAGAUUAAAAGAGAAUCCUUUUUAGAAGAUGUCAACAAUCUACUGAAUGCUGGGGAAGUUCCAAAUCUCUUUGCACUAGAUGAGAAGCAAGAGAUAUGUGAAAAGAUGCGGCAAUUAGAUCGCCAGCGGGAUAAAACCAAGCAAACCGACGGCAGCCCCAUAGCUCUUUUCAACAUGUUCAUCGAUCGUUGCCGCAACCAGCUGCACGUGGUCCUGGCCAUGAGCCCCAUCGGGGAUGCAUUUCGGAUUCGUCUUAGGAAAUUCCCUGCUCUUGUUAACUGCUGUACCAUUGACUGGUUUCAGUCAUGGCCAGAAGAUGCAUUGGAGGCAGUUGCUUCGAGAUUCCUGGAAGAAAUUGAAAUGGCAGAGGAAAUCCGGGAAGGCUGUAUUGAGAUGUGUAAGAGCUUCCACACGUCUACUAUCAACUUAUCCACAUCCUUCCGUACUGAACUUCAAAGAUAUAACUAUGUGACUCCCACCUCUUAUCUUGAAUUAAUCUCCACCUUCAAACUGUUGUUAGAAAAGAAAAGAAAUGAAGUAAUGAAAAUGAAAAGGAGGUAUGAAGUGGGUUUGGAUAAGAUGGACUCUGCCUCGUCUCAGGUAGCCACCAUGCAGAUUGAGCUGGAGGCGCUGCAUCCUCAGUUAAAAGUUGCCAGCAGAGAGGUCGAUGAAAUGAUGAUAAUCAUUGAGAGGGAGUCCAUGGAGGUUGCCAAAACAGAAAAGAUCGUGAAAGCCGAUGAAAUAAUAGCAAAUGAUCAAGCCAUGGCCGCCAAAGCCAUCAAAGAUGAGUGUGACGCAGACUUGGCAGAAGCCCUACCCAUCCUGGAGUCAGCUCUGGCCGCCCUUGAUACUCUGACUGCACAGGAUAUCACGGUGGUGAAAUCCAUGAAGAGUCCUCCUGCUGGUGUGAAGCUUGUUAUGGAAGCCAUAUGUAUUCUGAAAGGCAUCAAAGCUGACAAAAUCCCGGACCCGACAGGCUCUGGGAAAAAAAUUGAGGAUUUCUGGGGCCCAGCUAAGAGACUUCUUGGGGACAUAAGGUUUCUGCAGUCACUUCAUGAAUAUGACAAGGACAAUAUUCCUCCAGCUUAUAUGAAUAUCAUACGAAAAAGUUAUAUUCCAAACCCAGAUUUUGUUCCAGAAAAGAUCCGCAAUGCUUCAACAGCUGCUGAGGGUCUGUGCAAGUGGGUGAUCGCCAUGGAUUCCUACGACAAAGUGGCAAAAAUAGUAGCACCCAAAAAGAUAAAACUGGCCGCUGCUGAAGGGGAGCUUAAAAUCGCUAUGGGUGGUCUCAGGAAGAAGCAGGCUGCCCUGCACGAAGUUCAGGACAAGCUGGCCAGGCUUCAAGACACACUUGAGUUAAACAAACAGAAGAAAGUUGACUUGGAAAACCAGGUUGACUUGUGCAGCAAAAAACUAGAACGGGCGGAACAGCUGAUUGGGGGCCUGGGAGGUGAGAAAACCCGGUGGAGCCACACAGCUUUGGAGCUCGGGCAGAUGUACAUCAACCUGACCGGAGAUAUCCUCAUCUCCUCUGGGGUUGUCGCCUACCUGGGAGCCUUUACGUCUAACUACAGACAGAACCAAACCAAGGAGUGGACAACUUUGUGCAAAGGAAGAGAUAUCCCCUGCUCAGAUGAAUAUUCUCUUAUGGGUACUCUGGGAGAAGCUGUGGCAAUUCGAACUUGGAAUAUUGCUGGAUUACCCUCAGACUCAUUUUCCAUUGAUAAUGGGAUCAUUAUUAUGAAUGCAAGAAGGUGGCCUCUGAUGAUAGAUCCUCAAGGUCAGGCUAAUAAAUGGAUCAAGAACAUGGAGAAAGCCAACAGUCUUCAGCUAAUUAAACUUAAUGAUCCUGACUAUGUCAGGACUCUGGAAAAUUGCAUCCAAUUUGGCACUCCUGUGUUGCUAGAAAAUGUUGGAGAAGAAUUGGAUCCAGUUCUGGAGCCUCUUCUACUGAAGCAAACCUUCAAGCAGGGUGGGAGUUUGUGCAUCCGGCUUGGAGACUCUACCAUUGAGUAUGCCCCCGACUUCCGCUUCUACAUCACCACAAAACUGAGAAACCCGCACUACCUCCCUGAGACGUCAGUCAAGGUGACAUUGUUAAACUUCAUGAUAACUCCAGAGGGAAUGCAAGAUCAGCUUUUGGGAAUUGUGGUGGCGCGAGAAAGGCCAGACCUUGAAGAAGAAAAGCAAGCCUUGAUACUGCAAGGAGCUGAAAACAAAAGGCAGUUAAAAGAAAUAGAAGACAAGAUUUUAGAAGUUCUUUCAUCUUCAGAAGGCAAUAUAUUAGAAGAUGAAACUGCUAUUAAGAUAUUAUCUUCCUCCAAGGCUUUGGCUAAUGAGAUUUCUCAAAAGCAGGAAGUAGCUGAGGAGACAGAGAAAAAGAUUGAUGCCAUGCGAAUGGGCUAUCGCCCAAUUGCCAUCCAUUCCUCUAUCCUGUUUUUCUCCAUUGCUGAUUUAGCCAACAUUGAACCCAUGUAUCAGUAUUCGCUGAUCUGGUUCAUUAACCUUUUCAUCCUGUCCAUUGAAAAUUCAGAGAAAUCAGAAGUCUUAUCAAAAAGGCUCCAAAUUCUCAAGGAUCACUUCACUUACUUACUCUAUGUCAAUGUCUGCCGGUCACUUUUUGAAAAGGACAAGAUGCUUUUUUCCUUUUGUCUAACUGUGAAUCUGCUGAUACAUGACAAUGCGAUUAACAAAAAUGAGUGGAGAUUUCUGCUCACUGGUGGCAUUGGUCUGGAUAAUCCUCAUACUAACCCUUGCACAUGGCUUCCUCAAAAGUCCUGGGAUGAGAUCUGCCGGCUAGAUGACAUACCUACCUUCAAGACCAUUCGUAGGGAGUUUAUGCGCUUAAAGGAUGGGUGGAAAAAAGUAUAUGAUAGUUUGGAGCCACAUCAUGAGAUGUUCCCUGAAGAAUGGGAGAAUAAAGCAAAUGACUUUCAAAGGAUGCUUAUCAUUCGUUGCUUGAGGCCAGACAAGGUUAUUCCAAUGUUGCAGGAAUUCAUAAUCAAGAAAUUGGGGCGCCCAUUCGUUGAGCCACCCCCCUUUGACCUGUCCAAGGCAUUUGGGGACAGUAACUGUUGUGCACCAUUGAUUUUUGUGCUCUCUCCUGGAGCAGAUCCCAUGGCUGCCCUUCUGAAAUUCGCUGAUGAUCAGGGGUAUGGGGGAUCAAAACUUAGUUCUUUAUCUCUUGGCCAAGGCCAAGGGCCCAUUGCUAUGAAGAUGUUAGAAAAAGCUGUCAAGGAAGGGACAUGGGUCGUUCUUCAGAACUGUCACCUUGCCACCUCUUGGAUGCCAACGCUUGAGAAAGUUUGUGAGGAGUUAAGACCUGAAUCAACACAUCCUGAUUUCCGAAUCUGGCUGACAAGUUAUCCAUCCCCAAAUUUCCCUGUGUCAGUGCUACAGAAUGGAGUGAAAAUGACCAACGAAGCGCCGAAAGGUUUACGGGCCAAUAUCAUCCGAUCAUACCUCAUGGACCCGAUCUCUGACCCCGAGUUCUUUGGCAGCUGCAAAAAGCCUGAGGAAUUCAAGAAAUUGCUUUAUGGCCUCUGUUUCUUUCAUGCUUUGGUACAAGAGAGACGCAAGUUUGGACCCCUGGGAUGGAAUAUUCCUUAUGAAUUCAAUGAGACAGAUCUAAGAAUCAGUGUACAGCAACUUCACAUGUUCCUGAACCAGUAUGAGGAACUCCCUUACGAUGCUCUGCGGUACAUGACUGGGGAAUGCAAUUAUGGAGGCCGGGUGACUGACGACUGGGACCGGCGCACACUGCGCAGCAUUCUGAACAAAUUCUUCUGCACAGAAUUAGUUGAAAAUCCAGACUACAAAUUUGACUCAAGUGGCAUCUAUUUUGUCCCUCCUUCUGGCGAUCACAAAAGCUACAUUGAUUACACAAAGACCCUGCCACUGACCCCAGCACCAGAGAUCUUUGGGAUGAACGCCAAUGCAGACAUCACUAAAGAUCAGUCAGAAACGCAGCUGCUGUUCGACAACAUUCUUCUUACCCAGUCUCGCUCAUCAGGUUCUGGUACAAAGUCAUCAGAUGAAGUAGUAAAUGACGUCACUGGUGACAUCCUGGGGAAACUUCCAAACAACUUUGAUGUGGAGGCUGCAAUGAGGAGAUACCCAACAACUUACACUCAGAGCAUGAACACCGUGCUUGUCCAAGAGAUGGGACGCUUCAAUAAGCUGCUGAUAACUAUAAGAGAGUCAUGCAUUAAUAUUCAAAAAGCAAUCAAGGGGCUUGUUGUGAUGUCCACAGAGCUUGAAGAAGUGGUCAGCAGCAUUCUAAAUGUCAAAAUACCAGGACUGUGGAUGGGUAAAUCCUACCCAAGCCUAAAGCCACUUGGCAGCUAUGUGAAUGACUUCCUCGCACGACUAAAAUUCCUGCAGCAAUGGUAUGAGGUUGGGCCUCCCCCAGUCUUUUGGCUCUCUGGCUUCUUCUUCACACAAGCCUUCCUGACUGGUGCACAGCAGAACUAUGCCAGAAAAUUCACGAUUCCCAUCGAUCUCCUUGGUUUUGACUACGAAGUGAUGGAUGACAAAGAAUAUAAGAAUGCUCCUGAGGAUGGUGUUUACAUUUGUGGAUUAUUUCUGGAUGGAGCUUCCUGGAAUAGGAAGAUCAAGAAACUUGCAGAGUCACAUCCUAAAAUUCUUUAUGAUACAGUCCCUGUGAUGUGGCUAAAGCCUUGUAAGAGGAUAGACAUACCAGAACGACCGAGUUAUGUUGCCCCACUGUACAAGACAAGUGAACGGAGAGGAACAUUAUCCACCACUGGCCACUCCACAAAUUUUGUGAUUGCCAUGACUCUUCCCUCUGACCAGCCCAAGGAGCACUGGAUUGGACGGGGUGUAGCUCUGCUGUGUCAACUUAACUCAUGAUCUGAAGGUGUCAUCACUUCGUUCCUUCUUCUUAUUAGACUGAGAACAUAUUUUACUGUUAAUUUUUUUUUUUUUUUUGCUUAAAUAAACUUGACUAACAUUCUUAGUUGUGAACUUAUUCUGGCCUACUUAAAAUACUAAAAUGAUCUAUUCUGUAAGGAAGUGAUCUGAAACAGAGACUAAAGAAA